This is a messenger RNA of Thamnophis sirtalis, 438 nucleotides long. Lineage: Eukaryota; Metazoa; Chordata; Lepidosauria; Squamata; Natricidae. The record is from RefSeq and is a predicted model, not a curated record.
AUGGCCUUUGUCACCAAAACUAUCAAGCUGGUCAGAUAUUGCCAAGACGAGAUCUAUUUUGGUCAGCUGCGUUUCUGCAUCACUGGGACAAUGGUGGUGCUUUAUGGGUUGCUAAUGGCUGUGGAGAUCAACGUGAUACGUGUUCGGGCAAUGAUCUAUAACAAAAUCCUGAGGCUUUCCACAUCUAAUUUGUCCAUGGGAGAGAUGACAUUAGGACAGAUCAAUAACCUGGUUGCCAUAGAAACAAACCAACUUAUGUGGUUCUUGUUCCUGUGUCCCAACUUGUGGGCUAUGCCCGUUCAGAUUAUUAUGGGAGUGAUCCUGCUCUACUAUUUACUCGGAAAGAGUGCGGUGGUGGGGGCGGCUGUGAUUUUACUGUUGGCUCCCAUCCAAUAUUUCAUUGCAACCAAGUUGGCCGAGGCCCAAAAAAGUACUCUU